AACUAGAAAUGCUUGCGAGGGGUCAGUCAUAAACGAAUAAAUUAUAAUACACUCAAAGACAUGAAUGGAAAACUAUGGAACCACAAGCGAUUUGAAGACUGGUGUGGUGGCCAUGUGAAACAAUACACAAGCAGACAUUUUAUUAUUGCCAAUGCAUUGUCGAUUAGAGAGAGAGACCCUUUCUGUAUUGAUACGAUGCGACAUUGCCCACUUCGGGCCAUGUGCCCAAUUCUCAGGGGUACAAUCGUCACUUCUUUUGAAUCCUUUGCUUUACCAAUUAAUUUAUUUAAGCUUUUCAGGAGAUCUGAGAAGCGAAGAAAGCAAGUACACCCAAUCAAGAGAGAGAGAGAGAGAUGGGAGUCAUGGGUUUGAGCAGCAUGAUAAUGGUGGUGGCGAUAGUGUUAUUAGGACAGGAGAUUGGUAAAGUGUCGUCGACUCUAUACAAAGUUGGGGACUUGGACGCAUGGGGUAUCCCAGUUGAUGCUAAAGUCUACUCCAAAUGGCCCAAAUCUCACUCUUUCAAGAUCGGUGACUCCCUCUUGUUCUUGUACCCACCAAGCGAAGACUCACUGAUUCAAGUGACAGCCUCCAAUUUCAAGAGCUGCAACACCAAAGACCCGAUCUUGUACAUGAACGACGGCAACUCUCUCUUCAACCUCACCCAAAACGGAACUUUAUACUUCACAAGUGCACAUCCCGGCCACUGUUCCAAGUACCAGAAGCUCCUCGUCUCCGUCGGAACCUACUCCGCCGAAGCAGAGGCCUUGUCUCCGUCGUCUUCUGCCGACGCUCCCUCUUACCAAAACGCCUUCGGGUCGAUUCCUCUCUCUCAGAAAUCGUCGUCGUCAUCGCUCAUUUCGGCUUUCUCCAUUGUCUUUGCUUCGCUGGCUUGCGCUGUCGUCGGUGCAAUCAUGUGAAAUUGAUUUUUUUUUUGUUUGAAUUAUUAUUAUUUUUUUUGGUCUAAAGAGAGAAAAAAAUGAUUGGUUCUUUUUCUUAUUAAUUAUUAUAUAUACACACACACCUUCUGCCUCCUUUUAAACCUUUAUACAAUCUCGGCAAUUUAAAUU
Capsella rubella is the source of this 1067-nucleotide messenger RNA. Its product is annotated as mavicyanin. NCBI's taxonomy places the organism in Eukaryota, Viridiplantae, Streptophyta, Magnoliopsida, Brassicales, Brassicaceae. The record is from RefSeq and is a predicted model, not a curated record. Gene Ontology annotation, molecular function: electron transfer activity. The transcript is spliced from 2 exons. Gene Ontology annotation, cellular component: plasma membrane. Bases 354 to 917 code for a protein of 187 amino acids.